This is a messenger RNA of Toxotes jaculatrix (banded archerfish), 2982 nucleotides long. It is a transcript of the gene p2ry4, whose product is annotated as pyrimidinergic receptor P2Y4. The record is from RefSeq and is a predicted model, not a curated record. The transcript is spliced from 2 exons. Gene Ontology annotation, molecular function: G protein-coupled UTP receptor activity. The coding region runs from base 356 to 1450 and encodes 364 amino acids. Lineage: Eukaryota; Metazoa; Chordata; Actinopteri; Toxotidae. Gene Ontology annotation, biological process: G protein-coupled receptor signaling pathway. Gene Ontology annotation, cellular component: plasma membrane.
CAGCAAUGUAACUUCCCAUUUCAACCAUAUCGUAUGUGUAGGCUCUCUCCAUGUGUCCUGCGCGGCGGUGUUGACUGUUUUUGCGGCGCAGCCAUGGACUCCAACACGGCACCCACCGAAAAAGUGCGUAUCUAAAGUGUCCCGGCUGGUCUGAAGAGGCACUGAACAAGACCACGGAGUGAGAGGAGCAGCUGCGGAUCUCGGCUGAAAAAAAAAAAGUGAAACUUGUCGAAUCAGAACCAGGACCAGCCUGACCACCAGCUCGUUUUCGGUUUUCUUUGAAGAUCCCGUUAGGGUUUGGUCAUCUGCCGGCUCGAAAGUGAAGUCACAGUGAAAACUGUGAAGUCACAUCGUCAUGGAAACAGUCAUCAGCAGCCCUGGCACUCACAACCAGUCAACUGUGUUCACCUCAAUCUUCAACUCUAGCUGUCGCUUCGAUGAGGAGUUCAAAUACAUCCUGCUGCCUGUGUCCUACAGUCUGGUGUUUGUGGUUGGGUUCGUGCUCAAUGCUGCUGCUUUGUGGCUGUUCCUAAAGAUGCGUCCGUGGAACCCCAGUACAGUGUACAUGUUCCACCUCGCCCUGUCUGACUUCCUGUACGUCCUCUCCCUGCCCACCCUCAUCUACUACUAUGCCAACCGCAGUCACUGGCCCUUUGGAGUGGCUGCCUGCAAAAUAGUGCGCUUCCUCUUCUACGCCAACCUCUACUGCAGCAUCCUCUUCCUCACCUGCAUCAGCGUGCACCGUUAUCUGGGCAUCUGUCACCCCAUCAAGGCAAUGACUCUGGUGAAGUCUCGUCAUGCCCACCUGGUGUGUGGCACGGUGUGGGCUGUGGUAACCGUGUGCUUGGUGCCCAACCUCAUUUUUGUCACCACCUCCAGGAGGGACAAUGACACCCUGUGCCAUGACACAACCAGCCAGCAGGCCUUUGAGCAGUAUGUGGACUACAGCUCUGUUGUCAUGGUGCUCCUGUUUGGCAUCCCGUUCAUGGUCAUAGUGGUGUGUUACUGCUUGAUGGCGCGGGCUCUCUGCCGGCCCAGACAGGGAUUAACGACCACCCGGCAGAGCGCUGCCUCACGACAGAAGUCCAUCAAGCUCAUCAUCGUGGUGUUGGUGGUGUUUGCUGUGAGCUUCGUCCCAUUUCACAUCACGCGGACCCUCUACUACACCUCCCGCGUGUUAGACCUUAACUGUGAAUUCCUCAACAUUGUCAACUUUACUUACAAGAUCACCAGGCCGCUGGCGAGUGUCAACAGCUGCAUUGACCCAAUUCUAUAUUUCCUGGCUGGGGAUCACUACCGCUCCAAAAUGAUGUCUGUUCUGACUGGAAAAAGACAGACAAUAAGCAGCCAAGCACCGGAACAGGCACAAACACAGUCAAAGAAUAACCAAGACAUUGCUCUGGUCUAUAAGAACUCAGCCCUUAAAGGCAGUGAAGAGGUUCAGAAAUAAAGGGAAAUUGGUUGCAGAAAUCUAAAGCAUUAAACGUGUCUAAACGUAGCUAACAUUUCUAACGUCACGUACAGAGGCAUCUGCUUCAUUUUCCUUUCUUGCACUGACAUUUUUGGAAGAGAACUAGUUUACAGUAAAAUUUACAUACAGUAUGUGCUUCCACUCCAUUCAAUUUUGUUAUAGCCUGUGUUUAACAGGUCUAAAGACCAUAUUUCAGUUCCACUCAUCUUCUUUUAUGUUUGUGAGAUGAAGUUCAAGUGCUUCUUACCAACAAGUCUGUACCUUCCUCUUACCUACAGUCUUCUACCACAAAGGGAUUAUUGCUCAAAACUUAGUAUGCAAUAGACAGUAUUUACAAUGCUGUCCAGUGUUCCCCUUUCUGGUAAAUUGUGUCUAUCAUUUCUGAUAAUAUUAAGUGAGACACUUAAGUACUCAGACACAGGUGGUCUUGGGUAGCUUAAAAUAAACCACAGGCAAUUCAGGCAUUGAAUUGUCAUCCUGGGUGAGGAGAACUACGUUUGAUUGGACACACAUGGAUCUAAACAUUAAAGUUUAUAUCUGACAACGGUGACAUAUGGUCUGGCUAUUGUCUCAGAAAUGAGAAAAUUAUGAGGCAAUCCUUCCUGUUUUAUCAACAAUGUCUGCGUGUUACCCAGAAACUGCAGUUACUGCCAGUGCAGCUCCCCUUCCCAGCUGUUUUUGUCCUUCAGCUUUCACAGCUGCCUGUUGCUCCACUGUGAAGAAAAGCAGAGGGACUGAUCUGGACAAGACAUAGCUUUUCAAACCACCCACGCCUCAUUAGAGGAAUAAGGGAUUUUCCUUUCCCCCCUUCCACCUUUGGGAUUGAAACAUGGAAUUUGAAGGACUUUUUCUAUCAGUGAUCUAAGUUGAAAUCCCUGAUAGUCUUGCAGGAUGUGAAUGCAGUGUUGGAAAGUUUUACCUUUGCUUCAGAGCAUUUGUCCCUCCACUCUUGGUUUUAAUGUUGGUGUAUGACUCUGUGCUGGAGCAGAUAUAUUCAUACAGAACUGUGUCACAUGGGGUUCUCAUGAUAUUAAGUAUGAGAACUAUCUUUGAAGAUGUUUUGUAACUACGUUUUGACAUCGAUCAUUGAGUGUUACCACAUGAGUUACUGUGUUGUUGUACGUGACAUAUGAACUGAUUACACAGUGAAUCUUUCUAAUCUGGCAAGUGCAAAAACCACUGAGAUAUAAUCUAUAAUUUAUAAGUCUAAUUUCUUACUCAACUCACCCUCAUUGAAAGAGCGACAUAUGAAUUUACCUAUGAAUUUACAGGAAAAUCAAGAAAUUUAUCAUUUUUUUCAAACCGUACAACUCCUAAGUGUUACUGCUAAGCCGAACUGAAACCAACUCCACCUGCUGUGACCUGAAUAAAAACAGUACAGCUGAUAGUUGGGAAGUGAAAUCAGAGUAUGUGACUGAAACAAUAAGAUAAUUUUCAUUUCGACUCCUGGGAAAGUGGUGUCCUUUUCUUUGAAAAGAGUUCUGAUGAAAUAAAUACUGUGAUAACGAUGA